This is a messenger RNA of Blepharisma stoltei, 967 nucleotides long. The record is from the annotation of a GenBank genome assembly. Lineage: Eukaryota; Ciliophora; Heterotrichea; Heterotrichida; Blepharismidae.
AUGGAAUAUGGCCAGUCAAACUAAUUGGCUACAAAAAAAAAAAUUUAGAGCAAAAAAUUGUCUUUGCAGGGCAAUCAGUUUGGCUGAAUAUAUAAACUUGAAGGAAAUCCAUGGACUUUUGGAGUUUUUAUGGUUUUUAAUGUAAUUUUUAUGAUUGUGGGGAUUGGGAUUGCAACAGUUGGGAUUUAUGUGGUUUUGGAUGUGUUGAGAGCUGACUGAUAUGAUGAUUUACCUUGGAUUGCUGAGUGAGAAUGGCUUGAAUGGAUUUGGGUAGACUUAUAGAGGUAGGAAUAUAAUAUAAGCUUUGCAGUUUUGGGUGUUGCAAUAAUUAUUUCAGCAAUCAUAGGACACAAAACAAGGUUCUCUCAAGCUGCUAUGAAUGUCUAUAUGAUUUCUUUGGCCUUUAUUUUUGCAGCGCAGUUAGCAUUUACUCUGGCAAUUGUCAUUUGGUCUAAUUUUACUCACUCCCUUUUGGAUAUUAAGGAAAACCAUUAAAAAAUUUCUAUUCCUAGGGAAAUUAAUUUUCCUUAUUUAGCAAGCAAACAAUUUUAUUUAAAUAAUAUGCUUUAUAUAAUAUAGGAUCUCCAGCUAAUUUUAUUAAAUUUUAAAACAGCAUGAUCCUUAAACCAUAACUUUAUAAAAAUUAAUUUAAAUUUUAAUAUUUUCAAAUAUAUAUAUAUAUUAGGAUUUUUUAAAUCCUAUAAAUUAUAUGUAAAGAAUUUUAUAGCCCCUUUGGUUAGCGAGCAAGUUGUUUUUGCUUGGUAAAGAAGGGAAGAGUCAUAAAAUUAAGUAUGGAAGUGCAUGGGCAGUUAGGAUUUUUAUGAUCAUUGCUACAACUAUUAUUGGAGUUUGUUUAGUUGUAGGGUUUCUUUAUAGAAAAAGUUUAAAUGAGGUGAAUUUUUCACAUAAAACAGCUCAUUCAUUAAGCUUACCUGGAAUUACACCCUUAGUAAGAGGAAGUAAUUAA